ACUUGGAGUCUUCCUGAGCUGUUAGGAACCCGAAGCAAAGGAAUCAGAAUAUCGAAUCAACCAACUCCAACUCGCGCCACUUCUUUCAUGGAAACGUUUGUCAGAAUAAAAACUUUAUAACCCUUACGUUAUUGAUCAUCUCAUUAACCACGAACUGAUACAAGACUACAAGAAGAUUUUUAUUUAUUGUUUUCUCUUCCAAACUUGACAAAGAAAUGGUACGGGAUGGAGAAGACACUCCUUCCAGGUAUGAAUUGUUGAGUAUGGUAAAAAAGCAUUCUAAGUUGCUCAGUAAAGCUACUGAGAGUGAACAAGAUGCUUCAGAUGUUGAAAUGGAUGGCCGUUUUUGGUAUGAUAUGUUAGAUUUAUACUUCAUCCGUGGUAAGGAAUCGAGGGGGCGGCAGGAUGAUGAUCUUGUAUUUUUCGUCAGAAAAAUGGGCACAGAAGGAUAUGGUUUCAAUGAUAUUGUGCAGGGCGUCCCUCCCUACUUUGUACGCAGGUGGGCACCUAAGUUGGAUAACUUGGUCAGUGAACAUUCCAAAGAGAUAGAUUGGAGGCGCUCAUUUUACUUGAAUUUAAUUGCACACACUUCAUUCACAGUUACAGUAGCAAUUUGCAGCCAUCAGGUCCUUCGCAACCAUCAAGCUGGGCAAGAUGCACCAUUGUCUCCCAUAUACAAGGUUGUAAAGACUGUUUAUGCAUCACCAAGCCGUGUGGAUUUUCAAUUGGACUCAAAAAAGGAAGUAGAGACAACUCCUGCCUAUCCAGAUAUCUGUUUUGCCAUUGAUGAUUUUGACUCCACGUUUGAUGCAGUCGUCUUGACAGAACCAGACCAUUGCUACUGUGUCCUUCUCAAUGCGCAUGGUGGGGCGGCAUUUCCUACCGAGAAGGGGUCACCAGAUACCAGUUCUAGUAGUAAUUCACCUCUCAAAACUGAUACUACUUUUGCAAAGACAAAGAAUUCUAAGCUCACUCUUUUCUCUGGGUUUGUAAGCUAUCAAAUGGUUCGAGAAGCAUAUGAUGCUGGCAAGUCUCGAUUUGGAAGUCUCCUUUCACUUGGGCAAUCCCCUGGCAAAACAGAUAAACUGUACAUGAAGGGUCCAGGAGGACGAGGGGAGGUUGAAGUUGCUGUUUCUGGUGUUGCCGAUCAAAGUCAGCAGGAUUUUGGCCCCUUUUCACCAGUUACAUCAAAGAAAGGGUUUGGGAUUGGUUCAAUUGUUCGAAAAGCUGCAUCAGUUGCAUCUGUGGCAGCAAAGCAUGCCUAUGCAGCUGCUGCUGCCUCUACAAGUUCUGAUGACGAGAUGCUGCCCCUUAAGUGCUGCUUGAUGUCUAUAUCAUUGCCCUGGGAACAUAUUGCUUAUGAUCUUUUGUUUAAGGGAAGUCCGCCAGUGAACUUAUAAGUUUCUUAGGCUAUGUAUCGUCUGUAAAUGCAAACCAUAUGGGUCUUGCCAGCAAGAGGAAAGUGCAGAA
Jatropha curcas is the source of this 1470-nucleotide messenger RNA. It is a transcript of the gene CW7, whose product is annotated as CW7. The record is from RefSeq and is a predicted model, not a curated record. Lineage: Eukaryota; Viridiplantae; Streptophyta; Magnoliopsida; Malpighiales; Euphorbiaceae.